AUGAUUACUCGUCCAUCUUCGAUUCGUCCUGGCCGCUUGAAUGAAGCUGAGCUCAUUCGUCUUCGUCAAAAGCGUCUGAAAGAAAUUCACAUGUGGACAGUCAUUCGAGAAAUUUUGAUGUAUAUAUGUUUCAUCUCAGUUCUCUACAUGGUCGUCUAUUCCAAUCCUUAUUCAAAUGCAUUCCUACAGGCCAAUCAUCUACGAAAAUAUUUUCUCAAUUCAAGACAGGCUGAUUUAGAUUUGACAGAAGUGUCGACGAUUGAUAAGUAUUGGCAAUGGUUGGGGAGUAGCUUUGUUGAUAAUCUUCGCGCACAAAAGUGGUACAAUGGCGACCCACCUCGCAAUCUCAGCGGUUUUAUCAAUGAUAAAUCUCAUCGAUUAAUCGGAUGGGCAACCAUGAGACAACUACGUGUCAAACCCGAACAGUGUCGAAUAGUUUCGACAUGUCACGCCGAUUAUAGUUUCUUCAACGAAGAUAAACAUUCAUACACACCGACAUGGCUUAAUGAAACAUCGCGAAUGUCCGAUUCGCCAGUUGAAAAAGCAUUCACAUACCAGUCUAGUGAUGAACUGGAUACAUUUAUUUAUGCUGGAACUUAUGCAAGUUAUGGAAGCGGUGGUUAUGUGUAUGAAUUUCGUGGUGGUUUCAUAGAUGUUCGGAAUAAUAUUUCUCGACUGCAUGCGCUUGGAUGGAUUGAUGAAAAAACACGAGCUGUGAUUAUUCAGCUCACUCUUUAUAAUCCAAAUGUUCGAUUGUUCACGGCUGUGACAAUCCUGGCCGAAUUCUUAUCCACAGGUGGAGUGUUCACUUCAGCUCGAUUUGAGCCAAUUAGCUUUGACGCAUUUACAUCACGUUCUCAAUUGCUUUGCACUAUUAUUUACAUGUUACUGGUAGUUUACUUCAUGUGGAUUGAGUUACGAUCAUUCAUCGAGUUGAAACGGAAAUAUUUUUAUCAUUUCUGGUCUUACGUUCAACUUGGACUGAUUGUGUGUUCCUGGACAAGUGUUGGUAUCUAUACUUGGCGCUAUAAUGAAUGUCAACGGAUUGGCCAAUUGUUUUCUGAAACCAACGGAUACGUUUACAUUAAUUUGCAAUUCGCAUCGUAUGUCAAUGAUCUACUGACAUAUCUAUUGGGUUUUUGCUGUUUCUUCGGUACAAUUCAGUUGAUUCGAUUGUGUCGUUUCAAUCCACGCCUGUGUUUAUUUGUUCAUACGCUUAAACACUCAGCGAAAGAGCUACUAUCAUUUAUGUUCAUGUUUGCAAUUAUGUUCAUGUCAUUUCUUUGUCUAUUUUAUUUGUUGUUUAUGUCGCAGCUGCCGGAAUGUGCAAGUCUGUUAGGAACAGCACAAAUGUUAUUUGAAAUGACAUUGAUGAAAUUUGAUGCACAUGACUUGAGUGAAGCCGCCGCAUUUCUCGGUCCAUUCUGCUUUAGUUUAUUUAUUGUGUUCGUGGUGUUUAUUUGUAUAAGUAUGUUUUUAUCAAUCGUUGUUGAUAAUUUUCGUCGUGUAAGAGCAACUCUUGAUGACCAAAGUGAUGGAAUAUUUUCAUUUAUGUUGGAACGAUUUCAGCGGUGGACAGGUUGGAAGAAAAUGACAGAAGAAGACAUGAACGCUGAAAGAAAUGAACGAUUGCGUGCUGGACAGUACUAUCAUCCGGCUGACAUGUUGUCAAAAAAGGUUGAUGAAUUACUAUAUGCACUUGAUCGAAUUUAUAUGGAUCAAGCAAGAAAAUUCUAA
Adineta ricciae is the source of this 1737-nucleotide messenger RNA. Lineage: Eukaryota; Metazoa; Rotifera; Eurotatoria; Adinetida; Adinetidae. The record is from the annotation of a GenBank genome assembly.